Molecule: messenger RNA, 4104 nt
Organism: Schistosoma turkestanicum
Lineage: Eukaryota; Metazoa; Platyhelminthes; Trematoda; Strigeidida; Schistosomatidae
Source: the annotation of a GenBank genome assembly
AUGUCGCUUGAUUGUCAUAAUCGUCUUACUGGUUUAACUACCAGUUGUGCUCCUUCACCGCGUACAGUUGCUCGUUCAUCAGCAUCAGCCUCAUCAGCAUCAUCGUGUUUUUUAUUAAAAAAAUCCAGUAAGAAUGUACGGUACAAUAAUAAUUUCAAUAACAAUGCAAGAAUCAUUUCAUCCGAUGAUGAUGAUGAUGAUGACGCCGAUGCCGAUGAAGUGGAUCGAUUAUAUUAUCAACCUCGUCGUAGUCAACCGAUAGUGCAUCCACCAAGUGAAAUACCAUUUUGUGAAAAUUGUCGUGUGAUGGAUGAAGAAAUGUCCAAAGAAUAUAAUCAUACUAAUUAUUCCAUGACUACUGGAUCACCUGUAAAUAAUAAUAACACUAAUCAACAUCAUCAUCCUCAUCUUCUUGAUCAAAUGAUUCAUGAUGAUGAAGAUGAAUCUAGAUCAUGGGUUAUGCGUAUGCCAAUUGGUCCAUGGUGGUGUGAAGAUUGUCAAGAAUCAGUGACAUCAACUAAUUUAAGUAUAUCUCAAUUAUUUGCUAUUCUACGCCAAUGGACACCUUAUGCCCAGUUACAGCUGAUUACUAUAGUUGAAGAGAUAUUUCGACGUGGUGCUCAUGUUGAUGAUCGAGAUGGUUUAAGUGAUAUGACUUUAUUGCAUUUUGCUGCAAAAUCCGGUGCAUUAGGCGAUGAACAAGCAGCAUGUCGGAUAGCUAAUUAUUUAUUAGACGAAGGCGCCAAUCUGGAAGCCCGUUGUAAAUGGACCGAUAUGACACCGUUGCAUUAUGCCGCCUAUUUUGAUUGUCCUAUCUUAGCUGAUUUGUUGAUACAUCGUGGUGCAUGUAUUUCUGCGAGAGCAUCCCUAUUGGAUAAUUCCACACCGUUACAUUUAGCCGCUAGUCAACUGUCAUUAGGCACAGCGCGUAUAUUAAUACAAGCAGCAGAUUUCUCAGUGACAAAAACUGGUCAACAAUAUGAUGCGAAAGAGGCGAAAGAUGGUUGUAAUCGUACACCGUAUGAGUGUCUACCUCCUUCCGGUCAACUACCAGAACCAUUGUGUACAUUACGCGAUUUAUUAGCUGAAUUACUUCGUCCAACAUCACCACAACAAACUGAAGAGAUUGACAUUGAAAAGAAAAUCUUACAAGCUACUUCCAAUGACACACAACGAAACGAUCAUUUAGUAACAAACAAUUAUGUAACUGAUCAAAGCAAAUCAACUGACAAAAUUGGAUCAGUUGAUGAACAAGAACAACGCCUGCAAACAUCUCUGCCAGCACCACUACCACCACAAAAACCACAACAACAACAACAACAGCAGUCUACAGGCAAUGGAGUUGAUUGGUUAGUUGCUGAAUCCGGUUUCUUAUCGCCUCGUACCAAACGUCCACCAACUAAUAAUGUGCAACAAACAUCAAAAAAUACCAAUGGCCUGAUCAGUCCACCUCCUACACCGACACAAUUAAAGAAAUUUACAAUUUCAGCAAAAGUCACCUUACAAUCUAUGGGUUUAGCAUUAGGUGAUCGUGUGUGUAUUGCACCAGGCAAUUCAACACCAUCAUCCACAACAGCCACAACAGCAGUACCGACUAGCGGUGAGAAUCGUCAGACAGUGCCGCCGCCACCUCCAACGACAACAACAACAGGUAUUUCUGGUCGAAUUGGGAAACUACGUUAUUGUGGAUCAGUGUCAUUUGCAUCGGGUAUAUGGGUUGGUGUGGAGUUAGAUGAACCUGUAGGUAGAAAUAAUGGAAGUGUAGCUGGGAUUCAAUAUUUCUCUUGUCCAAAUCAACAUGGUAUAUUUGCACCAAUUGGUCGAGUCUACAAAACUGUAAAUAUGAAUGGUCAACAAAAUUGGCAUCCAAUCAGUCUAUCUACUCAUACUACUACUGCUACUGCUACUACUACUACUACUAGUAGUACGACUCAUACAAAACGUUCCAUGAAUGCAUCGACUAAUUUAAGAAAGAAAGAAGAUCACAGUGGUACUAAUAGUAGUAGUAGUGGUAGUUGUAACAGUAGUAUAACGGAUUUGAAUAAAACACCAAAGAAACGUAUCCCUUCAUCACGAUCAAGUUAUGCAAUCAAUUCAUCGACCGGUGGUACAACAGCACCAGCCGCCGCCGGAUCAAGUGGUCCAGUAGUAACAACAACAACAACUGUGAAAUCAUCAUCAUCAUCACAAUUAAGUCGUACGCCUACACCACCGGCGGCAACAGGUGAUUUUUCACAUGUAACACCGAAAAUUGAUACUGGCUUACGAAUUCGUUCACCACCAGUUAAUGAUAAUGAUAAUGAGGAUGCUACGCCACAAACUCAUUCAUUUCAAAUUGGUGAUCGUAUCUUAGUAGCUGGUCAACGUAAAGGCAUACUACGAUUUAUUGGAGAGACACAAUUUGCACCAGGUACAUGGUAUGGUAUUGAAUUAGAUCAACCAGUUGGUAAAAAUAAUGGUUCAAUCAAUGGGAUACGUUAUUUCGAUUGUAAUAUUGGUCAUGGUAUAUUUGCUCCGAUUAAUCGUAUACAAAAAUUACCAUCGACCAUUAGAUCCAUGUCAUCGAAUUUGAUAUUAUACAAUCGAUUUGCAAAAACUGCCAGAACUGCCAGUACCACCACUGCAAUGAUAAAUACAUCAUCACAGGAUACACAACAGUUGGUGGAUGGAGGAGGAGGAGGAGUACCAAUGACAACGAUGACGACUACUACUACUACCGCUAAUACUAGUAGGUCGACUAUGUCAUGUCAACGUCGUCGUGCACCAUGGUCUAGUACAACGUCGCCAAUGAUUGGACGUGCUGUGAUUGGUCGGCCACCAUUGCCAAUUGAAUUAGUGAAUGCAUUGAAAGCUGUUGGACGUGGUCUACCAACUGAAUCAGUUGAUGAACCGGUAUUUUAUUUAACAGAAGGAAUGCAAGUUUUAUGCGCUGGAGAGAUUGGUAUAGUUCGAUAUAUUGGUCCAAUCACAUUUGCUGAAGGUACAUGGUUAGGCAUUGAAUUACGUAAACCAUGUGGACGUCAUGAUGGUUGUGUUGCUGGUCGACGUUAUUUCACAUGUCGUCCUGGUCAUGGUUUAUUAAUUCGACCAAAUCGUGUAUUUUGUCAUGGUAUUAAUGCCUUGGAUUUACUUCCACCUGCUUUAGCUGAAUUAGAACGACAAUUAGCCGCGAAACGUCAUGAAUUAGCACAGAGUAGUAGUAAAUUGUCAUCAGCGAAUUCAAUUAACUCUGGCGGUGAUGAUGAUGAUGAUGAUAAACAUUCGUCUUCUUCAAAAUUGUCUUCAUAAAUUUAUACAGUCCGACAUUUUGCCACACUAUUGUUCACACACUCUCUGUCUCUCACUCACUCAGUCAGUCUCUCCGCUUACUAUCUCGACUUUCUCUCUCUAUAUUAUAGAAUGCAUUUAUUAUUGUUGCUAAAUAUUUUUUCUUUCAAUUUUCAUUUUAUUUAUUUAUGAUUUUUGUUUCUCUGAAUACACUUGUGAUUAGUUCAAUAGUCAAUAAUUCUGUUUGUUAGUUUGUUUAAAUUAAUAAUUUCAUUUUUGAAAUUUUUUUCCUUGAACGUUAUAGUUUGUUUUUUUCAAAAGAAAAAAAAUACUUCAUUUCUAGUUUAAUUUUAUUUCCCUUUUUUUCUGCUUGCCAUAUUAUUUAGUUUAAUUGUUUUAAUUCUUUGAAACAUUCCCAUUUUCUUUUUUUUGUUUAAAUUUGGACUAUUGGAAAUGUCCAAUGUCGUUCUUGUUUUUUUUCGCAUUUCAAAAAUGAACUACUUAAUAGAGAAUAUAAGUAGUGCAAAUCGUCGGUUGAAUUUUUCGCCUUCAUUGGUUGGUUAUUUGUUGUGGUGUGAAAUUUUGAAAGUUUGCCUUAUUUAUUUAAUUUAUUUUUAAUUAAUUUGCCUGAAUUCGCUUUCUGUACAUGUGAUUACAGGUGGUUAUUAGUGAAAUGAGGAAAUUUCAUGACCACUUCUUCCUAGCUUACAUCAUUUUGUUUUUUUGUUGAGUAACAUCAACAACAACAAUAAACUCUAGUCAACAUUUGGAAUUUUGUGUUAUAUUUCACUACUUAAAUUGUUGAUAGGAGGAUUUUUUUCAACCGGUAAACUGUUC